Penicillium verrucosum is the source of this 354-nucleotide messenger RNA. RefSeq lists its product as uncharacterized. The coding region runs from base 1 to 354 and encodes 117 amino acids. The transcript has a single exon. The record is from RefSeq and is a predicted model, not a curated record. Lineage: Eukaryota; Fungi; Ascomycota; Eurotiomycetes; Eurotiales; Aspergillaceae.
AUGCAGUUCUUCAUAGCCACUCUGGCCCUUGUCGGCUCUGCCGUCGCCUUCCCUCAAUCUUACUCUAUCCUUCCUACUUCGUCAGCCACUCCUAUGUCGUCGACCCCUGUUUCGUCGACCCCUGUCUCGUCAACCCCUGUCUCGUCGACCCCUGUCUCGUCGACCCCUAUCUCGUCGACCCCUGUCUUCACUUCCAAGCCUUCUUCGUCCUCUGCGGUACCCGAGUGCAGCGUCGACUCUGACGGCGACAACGGCAACCACAACGGCUGGUGCAAGGGGGCCAACCACUGGGGCACCUACAAGAACGGCAAGAGCGGCGACGCUGACGACCUCGGCCCUAGCGAGGAGAACUAA